AUGAGUAAUGAUUUAAAAAAAAAAAGAAAAUUAUAAAAUUAAAACAAGUGGGUGCGGCUAUCGAGAGAGGUAAGCACACUCCCCUGCCUCUCUCUCAAAUGUGGAUCAAUACUCGCCGGCUUCUUCGUUCUCUUCUGCUCUCUGCAAAACCGACAACGCAUAAUUGAAGGAAGAAUUUAUUUAAGAGAAAAAUCUUUUACGUAGAUAGAAGUAUUUGACGGAAAAAGAAUUAUUUAAUUAUUAGAAAAGAUGACUUCAAAAGUUUUAGUGAAACUUCCAACUGUUCCUUUUUCACAAGGGAAAAAAGCACCACCUGAACUUGUGAGCUUGCCAGCGAGAAAUGAGGGAAAUAUACAAACUCGACAGCAAAGAAUGAAUGGAGAUAGAACAGCUCAGUUAGAACAAAAUAUGAAAUUUUUGCAAGAACAACAUCAAGCUACUUUGGUUGCUCUACAUCAAGAAGUUGAAACAUUACGUCAACGAAAUAGAGAUUUGCAAUUCCAACUUGUUUUUUCAAAAGGAUCAAAUGUGUCAAGUCCCGUGACAUCUCCCGAAGAUAGUGGAAACGGGUUCGUGAAACCAAAGGGAAGCCCGUCGUGCGUUAACGUCACUCCCCUCCAGGUUGAACUUCUGGAAAAGGAUCUUCAGGACAUUAAGACAUCAUUAAAUGAUGCGAAGAAACACAAUAUUUAUCUUGACGAUAUUAUUGAGAAACAAAAAAAAAUGUUGGAACUAAAGGAAAUUAAUGAGAAAAAAUUGGCAGUAAGCGAUAUUGGAAUUCAAGUUGGUGGUGGUCCAGAUCCAGUGCAAAUAGAUUUGACCAAUCGCUUAGAGGAUGCUGAAGCAAUGGUGAAAAGACUUCGCCGUGAAAAUGAAGAUCAACGAAGGGAAAUUGCCACAAUAAAAGCAUCACUCUACAAUGGAAAUGGAUCAUCGAAUGGUAGAAAUCGUAGACCGAAUAAUUCUCAUCAUCAUAAUCGUGGCUCACAAGGCGAAGGUGAUGAGCAUACUUCACAUAAAUUUCCACCUUUACAAACUCAAAGUUAUUGGCAUCGUGGCUCUAGAGGAAAUCACAGUUUUGAUCAUAAUUCUGAUUAUCAUCGAAAUGGAAGAGGACGCGGUGAAAGACAGGAUCGUGAAUCAGAAACAAAUAACACUGUUUUGCCGCAAUUGCGUCAUGGCGCAUCAGUAAAAUCAGAGAGUUCGGCAAUUUAUUCGCCGUCAUCGUCGUCGUCGUCAUCUCAUAGACAAAGAUUUUAUGUUGACGAUGGAAGAAAUAAUUUUCACAGUAGCGAUGGACGAAAUCGAAAAUAUCGUGGGCCAAGAUCGCAAAGGGAUCGCCGUGACACUGAUCAUCGUCGAGGAGAAUAUAAGGAUCAAGAGUAUCCUGAAUCUUCCGCCGAUGGCUCAAGGGACACGAAAAAUACUAGGCGACAAUAGAGUGCUUGCAUUCUUUCCAUUUCUUUUCUUUUUCUUGACUCUUGUACGUGUCGUUAUUCGUAAAUAAUAUUUAUAUAUUAUUCCACUUUGCAAAUCGCAAGAAAAAAAAAAAAAAAAAACAGUCACGCAUUUUGUUAACAGAGAGAGACUGAACGCGCACUGGGAAUUCGUUUUAGUCUUUGCGGGAUCUAGAAUUGCAAACGCAGAAAAAGAAAGAGAGAGAGAAAAAGAAAAACCAUUUAUUUUUCUUUCAUCGAUUUCUUUGAAUUGAAUUUCUUUAAUGAGGUAUUUUAAUUUUUUCUUUUUCAUUAAUUUCUUUUUUAAAUCUAAUUACUUAUUUAAAAUUUUAUUUAUUCGACUUUUUUAUUUGUAUUUAUUUUCGAACUUAUUUUUUAUUUAGAUUUUUUACAAUUAAUGCUUUAAUAAUUUAUUUUUAUUUGCAGAGAAUAAAUCUGCUAUUGCUCCAUUUUGCCUCGGUUCCUGGUUUAAAACAGCAGGUAAUGGAUAUUUUAAUUAUAAAUACAUACUUUUUUUUGGCGAUUAAAGCUUCAUUAAUAAUGAAGUAUUUAUGCGUAGAAAACGUAUAACACUUCUUAAAAAAAAAAAAAAACAAAAAAAAUUCCUCUACCACAGAUCGCUCACUAGGAAGGGGUCACACGUCGUAUAUUGCAUUAUCUCAUACCCUUAAAUCCUUAUAGAUUACGGUGCGAGAUUUAAGCUUUAUAGAUCAAUAGCUUUGUCGGAUAAAUAGCGAUUAGUCUGACUUACAUCAUUAAAGUCAUAUGUUAAACAAUAUAGAAAUAUUUAACUUCCUGAAUUUUUUUUUUUUUUUUUUUGAAAGAUAAGACCAACAUUUGUUAAUAUUUUUAUUUUUAAUAAUUACUUUUGAAAAGUUCUUUUCAGAAGUAUAAAAAUACUUAUUUAUCAUAUUAAUUAUUUUUUAAUCAAAUUGUAUUAAUUAAAUAAUUAUAAUGGGGAAUCUCAUUGUGGCAGUUUGAAAUUUAAAAAAUUAUUUUGAUAACUGAAAAAAUUAAAUAUUAAUUAUAUUUUAAUUAAUUGUGAUAAUAAUAUUGGCAAUGAAAAUUGAAUUAUUUUGAUAAUUAUUACAAAUUAUUUUGGUAAUUGAUAUAGUAAUAAAAUAUUUAUAAUUUGUAAUUUUAAUUAAUUUACAUUAUAAUUAAAAAUUAAUAUUUUUUAAUAAUUAAUGGAAAAAUUCUAUAAAUUAUUUAUUUAAUUACCAUCAAAAAAAUAAUUUGAAAAAAGUGGGAUUCCCUCUUUUAAAAAAGAAAAUGGAAAAUUAUUUAUAUAUUUUAAAUUAAAAUUAAAAAUCGUACAAGUUGAGAACGUACCGUGCUGACUGAAUGUAUAUUAUUAUUAUUAAAUUAUUAAAGCUUAUAAUCGAAUAAGCAAAAUAAAUUUAUGCAGAUAUAUUAUUCGUAUAUUCAAUCUACUAUUCGAUAUCUUCUAUAAAUGUAGAUUGCAGAUUUAUGAGAUACGAGACUUGUAUGUUUAAAUGGGUGAUAUAUAUAACGAUAUUAAAAAUAUAUGAUUAUUAUAUGCA
Messenger RNA from Leptopilina boulardi, 3001 nucleotides. RefSeq lists its product as uncharacterized. The transcript has 7 exons. Bases 250 to 1440 code for a protein of 396 amino acids. The record is from RefSeq and is a predicted model, not a curated record. Lineage: Eukaryota; Metazoa; Arthropoda; Insecta; Hymenoptera; Figitidae.